AAAUAGAAAUAGAAAAAAAACUGUUGCUCAGAAUUCUACACUCAGAAUAUUCUUACAUUCGAUUUGUUUUGUUGAAUAUUUUGUUUUCAAAUCAUGUCGAUGACCGUCGAAUAUCAAUUAAUGAAACAACUUGAUUUGGAAGAUGAAAUCGACAAUCAUUCAUCGAAUGAUACAGAAAAAUUGGUUAUAAAUUUUCUGAAUAAAUUACAAGAAUGCCCAAUUGUAAUUGAAGAUAAUUUUAAAGACCUUGAAUGGAUCAAUGUAUCUGAAUCUUUGUCGUUGUCGAAAAAUUUCAAUGGAUUAAUUACUGUUUGUGAUUUUUUUACUUAUUGUUGUAUUAAUUGUCUACAUAUAUUACCUUUUUUACAACGAAUCGAAUCGAAAUAUAUUGAAAAAGAAGUUCUAUUUUUAGGUAUUCAUUCACCUAAAUUUGAAAAUGAAAAAUCUUCAAAAAAUGUUAUGAAUGCUGUUAUUAGACAUGAUAUCACGCAUCCAGUUUGUAAUGAUCCAGAAUUAAAACUAUGGAAUCAAUUAUGUAUACGUUGUUGGCCUACAAUCAUAAUCAUUAGUCCAAAUGGUGAAUUAUUGUUCACAUUGAUGGGUGAACUAGCCAUACAAAAUAAACUUGAAUUUUACAUUGACAUUUGUCUAAAAUAUUAUGGCCAAAAAAAUCAGCUUUUCAUUGAAAGAAAAUUUUCUUUACCAAUCAUUAAUAGUCAAGAUCAAAGAAGUGCAGAAUCAAGUCGUUUAAAUUACCCGACCAAAAUUGCCGCAUCAAUCGAUGGAAAAAGACUUGCAAUUGCAAAUACUUUAUCUAAUACAAUUAUUGUUACUACAGUUGAUGGAAUUAUUGAAUUUAUAAUCGGUUCAUCAAGUGUCGGAUUUCAAGAUGGUUCAUUUGAACAUGCUUCAUUUAAUCAUCCACAAGGAAUAGCAUGGAUCAAUCAAAAUGAAUUCUAUGUCUGUGAUACGGAAAAUAGUGCCAUUAGAAAGAUUGAUUUAAUUUUACAAACAGUUGAAACCGUUACAAAAUCACUGAAUUCACCUUGGGAUUUAGUAUUCAAUCCGGAUGAUAAUCGUCUUUAUAUUGCUGUAGCUGGAUCUCAUCAAAUUUGGACAUUGAUUUUAUCCAAACAAGGUGAUAUAAUUCAUGGAAAUAAUGUACAGUAUUUAUCAUGCAUAUGUUUUGCCGGUGAUGGUAAUGAACAGAAACGAAAUCAUCGUAAUCUUUUAAAAUCAAGUUUUGCUCAACCAUCCGGCAUUACCAUAAAUUCUAAUAUUCUAUAUAUUGCCGAUAGUGAAAGUUCAAGUAUUCGUAUGAUUAAUUUACAAUCAAAUUCAGUAUCAACUUUGGUUGGUGGUAGUAUAGAUCCAACUGAUUUAUUUGCAUUUGGUGAUAUUGAUGAUAUUGGUUCAAAAUGUCGACUACAACAUUGUAUGGGUAUAUGUUAUGCUAGCAAUGAUAUUGUUUAUAUUGCCGAUACAUAUAAUCAUAAGGUUAAACAAAUUGAAAUUGAAUCGAAAAAAUGUCAAAAUUUGACAGUGAAUUGGACUGAACAUAAUGAUGAUGAUGAAAAAUUCAAUGAACCAAAUGGUUUAUGUUUUCUAUACGAUCAAAAUGUUUUAUUAGUUGCCGAUACUAAUAAUCAUCGUAUAGUUUCGAUUGAUUUGAAUAAUAAUUUUAAUGCAACGAUUUUUUCCAUUAUCGAUUCGAUCGACGAUCAAUCAACAACUGAUGAAGCAAAAUCAAAUCUUAAUAACAACUUGAGUUCAAAUGUCAAAACUAUUAUGGAAAAACCUUUAAAAAUAUCAUACAAUCAAAAAAUGAAAAUUUUAUUACGUUUUGACUUUAUCGAUACUUUAAAAGCGGAUACCAAUGCUAAACAUUUGAUUAAAUGUAAAUUAUUGAAAAAUUCAUCUGUUGGUCUUUCGAUAAUAUCCGACAAUAAUAUUCGAACAAACAAUCUAAAUAACAUUGAAUUUAUAUUACAAUGUACAACUAUGACGACCGGUGAUUAUCAUUCCGAAUUAUUAUCCAUUGAAUGUAAUUUAAAUCUAUGUCAUUUAAAAGAAAAUUUUUGUACAUUACAAAAAAUUUUGAUAAAACAGCCAAUAAUUAUAUCGAAAGAUGAUGUUGAUGAUAAUGAAAAAAUUAUUUUUAUUAAUUUAUAAAAAAAUUAUUAAAAAAAAAUUACAAGAAUUCAUUAGGUAA
Messenger RNA from Dermatophagoides pteronyssinus (European house dust mite), 2212 nucleotides. RefSeq names its product NHL repeat-containing protein 2. The record is from RefSeq and is a predicted model, not a curated record. Lineage: Eukaryota; Metazoa; Arthropoda; Arachnida; Sarcoptiformes; Pyroglyphidae. Gene Ontology annotation, molecular function: protein binding.